Molecule: messenger RNA, 9292 nt
Organism: Zootoca vivipara (common lizard)
Lineage: Eukaryota; Metazoa; Chordata; Lepidosauria; Squamata; Lacertidae
Source: RefSeq, a predicted model, not a curated record
CCAGCAGGAAGGAGAGCUUGUUGCUUCAGGAACGGGGGACACCUGUGCCUCUCUGCCUCCUGGCCUCCCUCCUCUCCUGCUUCAGCAUCUGCCUCUGAUUCUGGACUGCCCUCUGCCACAGAUUCUCCCCGCUCACUAACUCCUGUUAUCCCUUCCGUUUUUGACAGUUCCUCUUCCCAGUCUUCUCCCUCGUUUCCUUCUUCCCACUCAUCAUCAUCCCACCCACCCCCCUCCCUGGGCUCUGAGCCUUCUUCCUUUCAGGGUUCCCCAGCUGGUUCCUCCCACCGUUCCUGUACGUCCAACCAGUCCCUGACACCUGGCUUAAAAGUUCCUAUUAACCUGGAGGCGGAUCAUUUACAGGAGGAUUUCCCCCAAGCAAUCGGAGACCAUGCCUGCAUGCAGCCAACCUAUCCUCUGCCCUUUUCAGCCCUCUUCUGGUUCUGGGAGAUCAGCAGGGAGGGGAGCUGAUCACAACAGGAGAGGAAGAAACCCGUCUGACCCAUCUCUGUCUCUUGCCCCCCCUACCUCCGAAUCUGGACUGCUCUCUGCCACAGACUCAUUAAGCCCUAUUACCUUUUCAGCUUCCAAUACUCCCUUCCUCCCAGUCUUCUUCCUCCACCCCUCCCUUGGUUCUGAGCCUUCUUCCCUUCGGGGGUCCCCCAGCUAAUUCCUCCCGCUUCCAACCUGCCUGUGACACGGCUCCAGAUCGAGAGGCCUGGAGGGUUACAUUUUCCCCUUGAAGCUGAGAUUCCUCACCCCUGAUCUAGCGAGACAGGGAAAUAUACCGAUGCCAACCAAGAAAGCAGCCUUAGGUAGGUCCAUUCAUUGCCAUGCGUUUACUCUGAGUAGGACUGAGUUGUGUGCCACCCCUGGUUGUUGUUGUUGUUUUUCCAAUCGCCACCUGCCAGUUUGAGGCUGAAGCAGAGGAAGAGGUGCUUGCCUCCUGUUGCUCCCAGCUCAACUCCUCCCUCUCGCUGAGGACAGGAAACAUGUCCAGGCUGUUUGGAGUUUUGAAACAGGAAAGGACGGCUGCCUACCAUCCUGGCUGGACCUGAAGAGAGCGGACUGUUUCUCUCUUGCCACCCUGCAGUUUAGCCAGAAGGCAGGAGAAGCUGGAAUGGACAAGGUGAGUGCAGAAGGUUUUGUUUUUUUGGGGUGCUGGGGGUCCUGAGUCUUCUCAGCCCUUUCCUCCUGCCACCGCCACACUCUUUCCAGAACGUCCUCGGUCGCUUCCCUUCUUGUCCAAGCAAGGAAAAAUGCAGGAACAACCCCAAUGACUUGGGAGUAGACCCGCCAAAACAAACAGGAGCCUCGGUUGUUGUUUUUUUGCCAUGUCCGCUCAUUACAACGGUCUGUCAGACCCUCCAUGGGUCCUUAUUUUCCAGGGACAAUCCUGCAUUUACAGAAGCCGUCCUGGUUUCUGAUUUGGUCCCAGAAUGUCCCACUUUUCCUUAGGACGUCCCUGUUUCCAUUGGAGAAAUGUUGGAGGGUCUGGAGUUAUGCAACCCUUGAGCCAAGGAGACAAGUCACUAGACAACCUUUAGAAGACAUCUGAAGGCAGCCCUGGAUAGGGAAGUUUUUCAAUGUUUCAUGGCUGGGGAAACCCAGUCAGAUGGGCAGGGUGUUAUUAUUGAAUAAAGGUAAAGGGACCCUCUGGGGUUGCGGCGCUCCUCUCGCUGUAUUGGCCAAGGGAGCCAGUGUACAGCUUCCGGGUCUUGUGGCCAGCAUGACUAAGCCGCUUCUGGCGAACCAGAGCAGCGCACGGUUACCUUCCCGCUGUAGCGGUACCUAUUUAUCUACUUGCACUUUGACGUGCUUUCGAACUGCUAGGUUGGCAGGAGCUGGGACCAAGCAACGGGAGCUCACCUCGUUGCGGGGAUUCGAACCGCCAACCUUCUGAUCAGCAAGCCCUAGGCUCUGGUUUAACCCACAGCACCACCCACUUUGAAUAGGAUUGAAUAUUAAAUAGGAUGUCCCUAUUUUCAUCAGAGAAAUGUUGGAGGGUCUUGCCUUGCUGGGACCCCACCUGCUCAGGCAACUGACGACAAUCCAUCCCCUUUUCCUUCUUUUUAAUGCACUUAAAUAGGAAGCGUUUCAAGGCAGGAUGCCUUGACCAGCAGGAUGCAAGGCUCCCUUUCCUGUUUUCCACAGGAACAAUGGACUUACUUGUCCCUACUAAAUCUCUCUUGCGCAUGAAAGCUCCUUAGCUCACCACAAAAGAUCGCUGAUCCCGACUUAAGGUCUGCAAUUGACCUGACGCCGGCUUGCAUUGUGCUCCUCUCCCUGUUCUGGAUCACAAACUCACCGCUGCCCUAUAAAAAACAUUAUUCAGAACAGCGGUUUGCACUACAUACCAAGGAAGGUAACAGCACGACAAAAUGCAAAACCGUAACCAUGAAUUGCACGUGGGUUUAAAAUCCAGUUAAAACCAUGUGGUUUCAUUCAUUUGGCAAAGUGGACAGACUUGAUCCGGGGACACCAGCUUUCCUAAGUCUCGUAGGAUCGUAGAGUUGGAAGGGACCCUGUUUGGUCAUCAAGUCCAACCCCCUGCAAUGCAGGAACAUGCAGCUGUCCAGGGAUCGAACCUCCAACCUUGGCAUUCUCAGCACCGCACACAACCAGCUGAGCUAUCCAGGAUAACAUUUGCACCCCCCUUGCGUAUUUAUUUAUCCCUAUUCAUAUCCCACUUUUAUAUCCUCCAAGGGGGUUCAAGGUGGCCUCUGUGGUUCUCCUUCCCCUCCCCAUUUACCCCCCCCAACAACCCUGCGAGGUAGGCUGAAAGAGGCAGUGACUGGCCACCCAUCAAGGUGGAGUGGCAGGAUUUGAACCCUGCUCUCCCACAUUCUAGAUCAGUGCUUCUCGAACUUUCUCUCGGCCAACUUUUCAGGAUAUAAAUCUGCUUGCACCACACCAAAUUUUUUACUGAUAAGAAAUACAUUGGAAGGCAAAAAGAAGCAAGUCCCAACAGUGCUUGGUUUGCAAUACAGAACACAACUACUUUAUAAACUGCCUCAGUCCAGUAUACCUGAAGGAGCGUCUCCACCCCCAUCAUUCUGCCCGGACACUGAGGUCCAGUGCCGAGGGCCUUCUGGCGGUUCCCUCGCUACAAGAAGCCAAGCUACAGGAAUCCUUUCCAAAGUAUAAUUAUAAACGAGCCUCUUACAUAUGUGUAGCUCAGUGAGAGACAUGAGCUUGCUUUUCCCAGGUAAUCUCAUUUAUAGGGUCUAAAUUUGAGACAAGCAAAGUCUCGUUUCCUCAUCAACGCAAAUAAGCCUUGAUAUUCUUGAUAUUUUUUUCCCUCCGAAAAUAUUUCAAAGCAUUUAGCAUCAUAUACAUUUUUUCUUAACAUACAAAGUUUCUUCUUCCCACCCAUUCCUUUCCUGAUGUUUGCUUUUAACUGUUCUUUUUAUUAGCUGUUUUAUAACGCACAUAUUUUUAAUUGUCUAAACCCCGCUACCGAUAAAUCUUUCAGUAAUCUUCUAUUUCAAAUCCCGCCAGCGACAUCCCAUAUGGGUGAUAAUUUCAUAGGUAAUCCAUUAGUGGUCUCCCUUCUUCCUUAAACAUUUUCAUAGAAUUGUAGGGUUGGAAAGGAUCCCGGGGGGUCAUCUAGUCCAACCCCUUGCAAUGCAGAAAUCUCUGCUAAAGCAUCCAUAACAGAUGGCCACCCAACCUCGCUUAAAAACUGCCAAGGAAGGAGAGUCCACCACCACCUGAGGGAGAUCGUUCCACCAUCGAACAGCUCUUGCGUCAGAAAGGUCUUCCUGAUGUUUAGUCACAACCUCCUUUCUUGUAGCUUGAAGCCAUGGGUUCGAGUCCUACUCUCCAGAGCAGGAGAAAAGAAACUUGUUCCCUCUUCCACAUGACAGCCCUACAGAUGUCUGAAGAUUAUGUCCUUUGUCCUUAUAUCCUCUUAAUUUGACAGUUAAUUUCACCAUUUCAGCCUAGUCCAUCAGUUUCACAAGCCAGUCCUCCUUAGUUGGUAACCCUAAAAAGUUAUUUUGGUACUAUACUAUACUACACAGAAAUGCUUAAAUGUUUAUUUGAUUGCCCUUGAAACUUCCCUCCAAAUUUGCCAUCCUCUCCUGCCACACACUGCAGCCUUUGAGAGCCAUUCUAACCACUGUACCGCGCUGCCUUGUCAGGUCUCUUCUUAAGCUCUUGUAAUAAUAGACUUGCAAGGUAAGGAUCUCCCCCAUUAUAUGCACGGGCCUUUCUGGAUAUGCGUGGUCUGCACCUGUUGAACUGCAGCCUGUCGCUGCCCCAUCCCACAACAGUACUGACAAUGUCCUUUCUGGUUUUGCUCACACCCCUGCCUUCUGGGAGCCAGGGGGACGAGGACCCUGCAGGCGAGAGGUUUGGGGGCAACACACCCGACGAAGGAGCAAUCCUCCGCUACGAAGAGCAUAUCACAGGGCUGUUGGUCACCAUCACCCGCCUCCAUGGCCAAAUUGAGGGCCUGCAACGGAGCAAGGCCAGGGAGGACGACGACCUGUGCUCUGACCUGUGCUCUGAGUACACGGCAAGUCUACCGCGAUGCUCUCUGCCGUUCCCAAAUCCAGCAGCGGCCCUGCCUCCUCCGGCAGCCCACCCUGAAAGAGACGAUCUCUUCCUCGAUGUCCACAGGGCCGUCACGUCCCUGGAGAACACCGUCUUUGCCCAUCGGAGCCGCCUCCCCAGCGCCAACGGCAAGCUGGAAGGAUGCAUGGAGCCCACGGAGGGCCUGGAAGAAAGCCUGAGGAGAUUCCAAGGAGGCGAGAAAGAUCCCUGGCCCCAGCCAGACCCGGAAUGCCAGGCUUUUGGAGCAGGGUUCCUGGCAGAUGGGAUGAGCAUCUACGAGAGAGAAAUCGCGUUGUACGAAGAGAGGAAUGCCGUGCUCCGUGAAGAGCUGGAAGGCAGGGACGGCGAACUCGGCAGAUCAAAAGCUGCCCUCUGCGCUUACCAGGAAGAGAGGGAUAAACUACAGAGGAAGGUCAAAGAUCUCCAGGGCGCCCUCUCCGAGAUGGAGGCACUUCCCUACGGAGCCACCAGCCCGGUCAGGGAGAAAGAGUCCUUGGGAUUUCAGGACCCACUUGUGGCAGCCCAAAACUUUGCCUGCUGUUUCCGCGGUUCCCCCAGUGCCUACCCUGUCUGCUGCCUGCACCCCGUGCAAGGCCCACCCCCUGAGGAGUCCCCCGCGAAAGGCAUGGAAGAUCAAAGGCAGGAGCUGCAUGGAUUCACCGAGAAGCUCCAAGGCCUCAACCGGCUCCUCUCGGCGACGCUGCAGGAGACCAAGGGGGACAUGGAGGGCAUUAGUUUGCUGCUGGGGCAACGGGAGUCUGAGGAGACCGCCCUGCGAUUGGCUGUCCAGUACAGUGAACGCUGCUUGGAGGCCUACGAGGUGUUGCUAUCCUUGACAGCAACAAAACUGCACCCUGAAACAGAGGCAGGAGGAGAGGAGGGAGGUCUGUGCCAUGUCAGGCGGUUGUCGGAGGUGAAAUCAGCAGGGUUGGGCGAAGCCUAUCGGUCUCUGCGACGUUGCGGCGAGGAUGUCUCCGGGGGGCCUGGUCUCAGCUGCUUGGAGCAGAGGCUCUCAGAGCUGUGCCAUUCGGAUGAGGGCGACAGGGAGGUGUUGCAGGGACACAUCCAGCGCCUGAGAGAGGAGCAGGCCUCCCUGAAGCUUCCAGAGUCAACUCCCGGAUUGGGAUCAGCAGCCAGAAUCAGCUCCCGGAUCGGGACCAAGGUGGCCGUGGUCCAGAAAGCCUUGCGGGAGACGCUUCCCUCCGAGGCGGCUCAACCCAGGAUGGAGAAGACGCGUUUGCUGCAGGAGUUACAGGAGGCGAGGGAGGCCUUGGGUGACCUCAACACCCGCUUGCACCUGGCGGAGAAGGAGAAGCAGAGGCUCAUGUUGCAGAUGUACACUUUCCGGGCUCAGGAAGCUGCCUGCCUGCUGAUGGCCCGGAUCCUGCAAGGGGAGCGCGAUGAGCUUCGCGGGCAGCAAACUGCGUCAACAGGAAGCAGCAGCAGUGGAGAGGACUCCUCGGAGGAGUUUGCCCCCAUCUGCACUUCCAAGAGGGACGCUCCCCGGUCGUCUGAGGGUGCUGGCGACGGCGUAGAGCAAUCCGGCGAGGAAGCGAAGAGGGAGGCGUUGAAGUUUCUUGACACUCUGAUGCAUGUAAAUGGCAGGAUCGAGGAGCUCAAAGAUCGGAUCAGCUCCCUCCUAGCUGAGCUGGAAGAGAGAAGCCAGGAUAGCAGAGCCCAGGAGGCGCAGCAGAUGGAGCUCACGAGGGACUUUUUCAAAGCACACAGUGCCCUUGUCCUCGCCUACCAGAACAGCCGCAAGAAGCAGGAAGCCCAGCUGCACCAACUGGAGACGCAGAUCGGUCUGAUGGGUCAACGGCAGGCUGGGCAGUUGCAGUCGCUGGUGCAAACCCUCCACAGGUUGGAGGGCAGAGCGGGCAGCCCAGCCUCCACUUAGCACAAGCCUUGCCCAGGAAGGAAGGGCAGGAGAGGAGGGGGGGAAACGGCAUCUAAACAUGUCCCUGUUUUCAUUGGAGAAAUGUUGGAGGGUCUGGAGUUAUGCGCCCCCCGAGAAGGAGAUAAGUCACUAGCCCAGGGGUUCCCAACAAAAUUUUCUCAAAGGACCCCUCAUCGAGCCGCUAUUGUGACAAGGACCCCCAUUAAUUCCUAAUCCUAAAAUUAAAAAGUGAGAGCCAAAUUAAGAGUCUUUUUAUAUUUUAUAUUUAUACUUUUUUUACAGUUCUUCCUCUUCAUCUGUAGGCCUUUGUCGUUUUAACGAACCACUUUUUAACCAAUGGUCCAUUUUUAACUACGUGAACUGUAGCUUCCGCGAAAAACAACGCUUUGUUUACAAACACUACUGUUUUGCAAAGAGGCAGCUCGCGCCAGGGGGGAGGGAGGGGAAUGGAGAAGACAGGGUACCUGCGCAGUAGCGCACAAAUGAAGCCGACGCGCGCAAAGCAUCUUGGGGAGGUGAGCAUUAGCAGAAUGCGCGCGCUGCCUCUUUGCAAAACAGUAGUGUUUGUAAAGCGCCACCUAACGGCAUACAGCAGAACUACUGCCUCUAUCUAAUUCUAGUUUUGUGCUAGACUCUGCUCAUGCAGGAAGCGGCCAAAACAAAAAAUCUGUUAUCAUACGAAAUAUAUUUAAUAUAUUUUUUAUUCUAAUAGCAUCUUGAGGACCCCUCUGGCAUAGCUCGCGGACCCCUGGGGGUCCCCGGACCACCUGUUAGGAACCACUGCACUAGACAACCUUUAGAAGACAUCUAAAGGCAGCCCUGGAUAGGGAAGUUUUGAAGGUUUAACGUUCUGUUUUGUUUUUACAUUUCUGUUGGAAGCCGUCCAGAGUGCUUGGGGCAACCCAGAUGGACAGGGUAUAAAUAAUAACAUUAUUAUUAUUAUUAUUAUUAUUAUUAUUAUUAUUAUUAUUAUUAUGGAGUUGUUGUUGUUUAGUCGUUUAGUCGUGUCCUACUCUUUGUGACCCCAUGGACCAUAGCACGCCAGGCUCUCCUGUCUUCUACUGCCUCCCGCAGUUUGGUCAAACUCAUGUUUGUAGCUUCGAGAACACUGUCCAACCAUCUCGUCCUCUGUCGUCCCCUUCUCCUUGUGCCCUCAAUCUUUCCCAACAUCAGGGUCUUUUCCAGGAAGUCUUCUCUUCUCAUGAGGUGGCCAAAGUAUUGGAGCCUCAGCUUCAGGAUCUGUCCUUCCAGUGAGCACUCGGGGCUGAUUUCCUUCAGAAUGGAUAGGUUUGAUCUUGCAGCCCAUGGGACUCUCAUGCAGAAUUCAUCAUGUGAAAGCCUGGACUAGAUGAAUCCCAAGCCGGAAUUAAGAUUGCCAGAAAUUAAUAUCAACAACCUCAGAUAUGCAGAUGACACAACCUUGAUGGCAGAAAGUGAGGAGGAAUUAAAGAACCUUUUAAUGAGGGUGAAAGAGGAGAGCACAAAAUGUGGUCUGAAGCUCAACAUAAAAAAAAACUAAGAUCAUGGCCACUGGUCCCAUCACCUCCUGGCAAAUAGAAGGGGAAGAAAUGGAGGCAGUGAGAGAUUUUACUUUCUUGGGCUCCUUGAUCCCUGCAGAUGGUGACAGCAGUCACGAAAUUAAAAGACGCCUGCUUCUUGGGAGAAAAGCAAUGACAAACCUAGACAGCAUCUUAAAAAGCAGAGACAUCACCUUGCUGACAAAGGUUAGUAUAGUUAAAGCUAUGGUUUUCCCAGUAGUGAUGGAUGGAAGUGAGAGCUGGACCAUAAAGAAGGCUGAUCGCCAAAGAAUGGAUGCUUUUGAAUUAUUAUGGAGUAGGAUUCCCCUAUUUUCAUCUGUGAAAUGUUGGAGGGUAUGACUUUACUACAAACGCUUCCCUUGUUUCCUGACGCAAAUGGAAGCAGGACGAUACAGUGGUACCUUUGGAAUCCGUUCCAGAAGUCCAUUCCAAAACCAAGGUGUGCUUUCCCAUAGAAAGUAAUGCAAAAAGGAUUAAUCUGUUCCAGGCUUAUAAAAACAACCCCUAAAACAGCAAUUUAACAUGAAUUUUACUAUCUAACGAGACCAUCGAUCCAUAAAAUUAAAGCAAUGUACUGUACUAUAAAAUAAAUAAGGCAGUAUUGUAGAUGAUAAAAAUUAAAAUUCUUUUUUUUCCUUACCUGCACUAUUGAUAGUCAUUGUUUGGAUGGGGGGCUUUUAUCCAUUUCCACAGUCACACAAUCCAUCAAUCAGUAGCUGAACUGGGUUGCACACAGUCACAAAAACGAAUGAACCAAAACGGCCUCAAAAACAAAAAUGCAAAAUAAACAGCAAAAACAAAAGCGCCAAACUUAAUCCGUUCUGGGAGUCCAUUUGACUCCUGAAAUGUUUGAAAACCAAGGCGCAGCUUCUGAUUGGUGCAGGUGCCCCGGAAACAAUAGCCGACAGCCGCAUCGGAUGUUCGGCUUCCGAAAAACGUUCGAAAACUUACUUCCGAGUUUUUGGCAUUUGGAAACCAAGGCGUUUGAGCACCAAGGCAUUUGAGAACCGAGGUACCACUGCAUAAGCCAACAAAGUUUUCCGGUUGGCAUCUGUCUCUAGAGGCAAUGGAGUGCGUCUUCAGGGGUGAAGCCAAACUGCUGCAUUCGCAGCACCGAAGGGCCCUCCCUUGGGCGCAAGCCUGGCCAGUGGGCAUGGAGGUCCUGGGCUGCCCAGACGACAAGACCUGCCUCUAGGGCUCACUGAUGUGGCCCAAAGAAAAGCAGGGCAAGACGUUUGGCACCAACUUGGCUGCAGGAGUUGCUGGAGGGAGGCAGACAAGGCACCCUCCAACCGCCUUA